AUGACAGUGCUCCGGGCUCCCGCUCCAUUUAACGGCAUUCAUGGACGCGGACCCUCCACUGUCCGCUCCUCUCUAACGGGCUGCAGCCGGCGCUUCGUCGCCGACACAAACCUGGAACUUUUCCUGCCUCUACCCUCGUCCCCACCCCGCCCCACCCCGACCCCCGCCACCCCGGCGCUCAUGUCCUUUGGCACCAGCACAAAAACGGGAUUCUCCGUGCGGGACAUCCUGGAUCUCCCCGACACGACGGGGGGACGCGGCGGCUCCGGGACCGAGGGGGCGGAGGAGGACGACGCCGAGGAGGCAUCCGCGGAGGGCUCCGGCUCGGGAAACCCGCAGGAGUUGGAGCUUUGCGGCCGGGAUCUGUGUGAGCGCGGCGUCGGGAGCCUCGGCAGGUGGAGCCGCGGACCCGUACACGGCCUCUCCUUAAAGUCCCGCACCGAGCCGAAAUUCCCCGGGCUCUCCGCGGACAAGACCCCGGAUGCAGAGCGGGACCCAGCGGGCGGAGAGGCGCAGAAGGGCCGCGGCAGGAAGCGGCGGGUGCUGUUCUCCAAGGCGCAGACCUUCGAGCUGGAGCGCCGCUUCCGGCAGCAGCGCUACCUGUCCGCCCCGGAGAGGGAGCACCUGGCCGGGAUGAUCCGCCUCACCCCGAACCAGGUCAAGAUCUGGUUCCAGAACCACCGCUACAAGAUGAAGCGCGCCCGGGCCGAGCGCAGCCUGGAGGCGCUGCAGCUGCUGCCGGCUCGCCGGGUCGCCAUCCCGGUCCUGGUGCGGGACGGGAAGCCCUGCGACCGGAUCCUAGCGCAGGACCUGGAGGCGCCCUUCAGGUCCGGCCUGACCCUGCCUCUGUGUGCCUACUCCCCUCUGCUGCACCCCGCCUACGGACCGGAGCACCCCGGGCUGCCCCAGCAUCACCCGGGGGUGCAGCAGCUGGCGCACAUGUACCACUGGAGCUGGUGA
This is a messenger RNA of Xiphias gladius (swordfish), 960 nucleotides long. It is a transcript of the gene nkx2.2b, whose product is annotated as NK2 homeobox 2b. The transcript has 3 exons. NCBI's taxonomy places the organism in Eukaryota, Metazoa, Chordata, Actinopteri, Istiophoriformes, Xiphiidae. The record is from RefSeq and is a predicted model, not a curated record. Gene Ontology annotation, molecular function: DNA-binding transcription factor activity, RNA polymerase II-specific; RNA polymerase II cis-regulatory region sequence-specific DNA binding. Bases 1 to 960 code for a protein of 319 amino acids. Gene Ontology annotation, cellular component: nucleus. Gene Ontology annotation, biological process: cell differentiation; regulation of transcription by RNA polymerase II.